Molecule: messenger RNA, 4325 nt
Organism: Gracilinanus agilis (Agile Gracile Mouse Opossum)
Lineage: Eukaryota; Metazoa; Chordata; Mammalia; Didelphimorphia; Didelphidae
Gene: CACNA2D1
Product: calcium voltage-gated channel auxiliary subunit alpha2delta 1
Exons: 38
Coding region: 276-3500 (1074 amino acids)
Cellular component (GO): L-type voltage-gated calcium channel complex
Molecular function (GO): voltage-gated calcium channel activity
Source: RefSeq, a predicted model, not a curated record
AGUAACAGCGAGCGUCUAGUGUGUUUUGCUCUCUCCACCGUCCCUCAUUCUAGAGCUCGAUUUUGCUCUCCCAAUCUCCCCCACCGAGCCCCUCCCCAUCCCUGGCACCUUGCUUGCGUUAUCUCCCGGCGUCUUUCUUUGCAGUGUGUGCAUUGGUGUUUUGCCUUUUUCUCCCCCCUCUCCCUCCCGGUUUGUUCCAUUAUCAUUUUUUCCCUGAGUUGGGGAGGGAGUGAGAAGCCGGGGGGAAGAGAGAGAAUCGAUCCUCUAUCCCGAAGAUGGCUGCUGGCUGGCUGCUAGUCUUUAGUCUGACACUUUUCCAAUCUUUGCUGAUCAACCCUUCAUCGGAAGAACCUUUUCCUUCGGCAGUCACUAUCAAGUCAUGGGUGGAUAAGAUGCAAGAUGAACUUGUCACACUGGCAAGGACAGCAAGUGGAGUGACCCAACUCCGAGAUAUUUAUGUUAAAUACAAGGACUUGUAUACUGUGGAACCCAACAACGCACGUCAGCUGGUAGAAAUUGCAGCCAGGGAUAUUGAAAAACUACUGAGCAACAGAUCCAAAGCCUUGGUGCGUCUGGCUACCAAAGCAGAGAAAUUUCAAGCAGCUCAUCAGUGGCGGGAUGAUUUUGGGAGUAAUGAAGUUGUCUACUACAAUGCAAAAGAUGAUUUUGAUGAGGCGGUGGAUGGCCCUUUUUGUCGCGAGUCCCUCGAAGUCGUCCUGGAUCCUUGCGCUGCUUGUAAUGGCCAUCAGUUACCAUUGAUCAUUGUCCGUGAUCGCUGUUGCUGUGUACGAUCAACAAUUGUUUUGAAUGAACUCAACUGGACAAGUGCCUUAGAUGAAGUUUUCAAAAAAAAUCGAGAUGAAGAUCCUACGUUGCUGUGGCAGGUGUUUGGCAGUGCUACAGGCCUGGCCAGAUAUUAUCCAGCUUCUCCAUGGGUUGAUAAAACUCGAACACCAAACAAGAUUGAUCUUUAUGAUGUGCGAAGAAGACCAUGGUAUAUCCAAGGAGCUGCAUCUCCCAAAGACAUGCUUAUUCUAGUUGAUGUGAGUGGAAGUGUCAGUGGAUUAACUCUCAGGCUGAUUCGCACUUCUGUCUCAGAAAUGUUGGAAACCCUUUCUGAUGAUGAUUUUGUGAAUGUAGCUUCAUUUAACAGUAAUGCCCAGGAUGUGAGCUGCUUUCAACAUCUUGUCCAAGCUAACGUAAGAAACAAGAAAGUGCUGAAAGAUGCUGUGAACAACAUCACUGCUAAAGGCAUCACAGAUUAUAAAAAAGGCUUUAGUUUUGCUUUUGAACAGUUGCUAAAUUAUAAUGUUUCUAGAGCCAACUGUAAUAAGAUCAUCAUGUUGUUUACGGAUGGAGGAGAAGAGAGAGCACAAGAGAUUUUCACCAAAUAUAAUAAAGACAAAAAAGUACGUGUAUUCACCUUUUCAGUUGGUCAACAUAAUUAUGACAGAGGACCAAUACAGUGGAUGGCCUGUGAAAACAAAGGUUAUUAUUAUGAAAUUCCCUCCAUUGGAGCAAUAAGAAUCAAUACUCAGGAAUAUUUGGAUGUCCUGGGAAGACCAAUGGUUUUGGCAGGAGAUAAAGCCAAACAAGUCCAGUGGACCAAUGUAUACUUGGAUGCACUGAACCAGCUGAUUCUUGGUGUGAUGGGAGUUGAUGUGUCUUUAGAAGAUAUCAAAAGACUUACACCACGCUUUACACUUUGUCCAAAUGGUUAUUAUUUUGCAAUUGAUCCUAAUGGCUAUGUGUUGCUCCAUCCUAAUCUUCAGCCAAAGCCUAUUGGUGUAGGUAUACCAACAGUUAAUUUAAGAAAAAGAAGGCCCAAUGUACAGAAUCCUAAAUCUCAGGAGCCUGUCACAUUGGAUUUCCUGGAUGCUGAAUUGGAGAAUGAUAUCAAAGUGGAGAUUAGAAAUAAAAUGAUAGAUGGAGAGAGUGGAGAAAAAACAUUUAGAACACUGGUUAAAUCUCAAGAUGAGCGCUAUAUUGACAAAGGAAACAGAACAUAUACAUGGACUCCUGUGAAUGGCACAGAUUACAGUUUGGCCUUGGUAUUACCAACCUACAGUUUUUACUAUAUAAAAGCCAAAAUAGAAGAGACAAUAACUCAGGCCAGAUAUUCAGAAACACUGAAACCUGAACACUUUGAAGAAUCUGGAUAUACAUUUAUAGCACCAAGAGAAUAUUGUAAUGAUUUAAAACCAUCAGAAAACAACACUGAAUUUCUCUUAAACUUCAAUGAGUUCAUUGAUCGAAAAACACCAAACAACCCAUCAUGUAAUGUGGAUAUGAUCAAUAGAGUAUUGCUGGAUGCUGGUUUUACGAAUGAGCUGGUCCAAAAUCAUUGGAGUAAGCAGAAAAACCUCAAGGGAGUAAAAGCUCGUUUUGUUGUGACUGAUGGUGGAAUUACCAGAGUAUACCCCAAAGAGGCUGGAGAAGAUUGGCAAGAAAAUCCAGAAACAUAUGAAGAUAGUUUCUAUAAACGGAGUCUGGACAAUGACAACUAUAUUUUCACUGCUCCCUACUUUAACAAAAGUGGAUCAAGUUCCUAUGAAUCAGGGAUUAUGGUAAGCAAGGCUGUGGAGAUAUACAUUGAUGGAAAACUCCUUAAACCUGCAGUUGUUGGAAUAAAAAUAGAUGUUAACACCUGGAUAGAGAAUUUCACCAAGGCCUCAAUAAGGGAUCCGUGUGCUGGUCAAGUUUGUGAUUGCAAAAGAAACAGUGAUGUAAUGGAUUGUGUAAUUCUAGAUGAUGGAGGAUUCCUUUUAAUGUCAAAUCAUGAUGAAGAUACUAACCAGAUUGGGAGAUUUUUUGGAGAGAUUGAUCCAAGCUUGAUGAGACACCUCAUUAAUGUGUCUGUGUAUGCCUUUAACAAAUCCUAUGAUUAUCAAUCCGUUUGUGACCCUGGUAGUGCACCAAAACAGGGAGCAGGAAAUCGUUCAUCAUAUGUGCCAUCUAUAGCAGAUAUUUUGAACAUCGGCUGGUGGGCCACUGCUGCUGCAUGGUCUAUCCUACAACAGUUGAUUUUGAGUUUGACUUUUCCCCGGCUUCUUGAGGCAGUGGAUAUGGAUGAUGAUGAUUUUUCUGCUGUGCUAUCAAAGCAGAGCUGCAUUACUGAACAAACUCAGUAUUUCUUUGACAAUGAUAGUAAAUCAUUUAGUGGGGUAUUGGACUGUGGAAACUGUUCCAGAAUAUUUCAUGUAGAAAAACUCAUGAACACCAACUUAAUAUUCAUAAUUGUUGACGGCAAAGGGACAUGUCCUUGUGAUACGCGGCUACUAAUCCAAGCAGAACAGACUUCUGAUGGACCUGAUCCUUGUGAUAUGGUUAAACAACCCAGAUACCGAAAGGGACCUGAUGUAUGCUUCGAUGACAAUAAAAUGGAAGAUUUUACAGAUUGUGGUGGGGUUUCUGGACUGAACCCAUCGCUGUGGUCCAUGAUAGGAAUCCAGUUUGCACUGCUUUGGCUAUUAUCUGGCAGUAGACAUUGCCAGUUAUGACCUUAUGAAACCAAAAUCUGCAUAACUGAUCUCAAGACCCUGCCAAAACAAAAGCCCUGUUUAAUUACAAAAGGGUCAAUUACUCAGACAGCAGAAAAUCAGCUGUUCUCAAAACAACAUGGUAUAUAACUCUAUGUGAAAGACUCAUUAGGCACCCACAGUGGCUGCAUGUUGGAGUGUCCGACCCUUAAACUUGUGUGAAUGCUGCAUCAUCUAUGCUGUCAAAGCAGAAUCCUAGAUGUUCUUUACUGAGGAAUCCGAUCUUUUUGUUGUUGCUGGAUCAUUGAUGACUUCAUGUAAAAGGGCUCCCCCCCCUUAAAAUGGUUUUCUUAAUCCAAUCAUUUCUCUAGCUUUUGAUCGAUAUAUCAACUCAUUUUUGCUCCUCUUUUUUUUUUUUUAAAAUCAGGAUUUCCAGAAACCAAAUUUAUUUUACUUUCAAAUUUGACUAUUAAAAGCUUCAAAUAUAAGUUGUGUUGAAAACAAAAUCAGAGAUGAAUUACAAGUGGCCAAAUGAAAUAAAUAUGAUUACUGGCUAGUCUUUGACUAAACUUCACUGAGUGAAAAUGCCUUAUAAAGAGUGGCUUAUUCUGUCAAAAAUAUAUAUUUAAAAGAAUGAUCAGCUAAGUUUUGGGGGAAUCGGUUGGUUUUAAACAGUUGGUUUAAAUAUAAAAAAAAAAACCUAUCAAAUUACUAAACUAAAGGUGCUUGAGGGUUAGCUAUUUCAGUCAUCUACAUAUUUUCCAGAUAAAUAUCAUCCCUUCAAACAAGAACAGUUCAGAUUAAUGUCCCCUCUUUUCACAGUACAGUUGUCUAAUGCUAGCCAAA